Messenger RNA from Daucus carota subsp. sativus, 1965 nucleotides. RefSeq names its product protein ARABIDILLO 1-like. The record is from RefSeq and is a predicted model, not a curated record. The transcript has 8 exons. NCBI's taxonomy places the organism in Eukaryota, Viridiplantae, Streptophyta, Magnoliopsida, Apiales, Apiaceae. Gene Ontology annotation, molecular function: protein binding. Bases 1 to 1965 code for a protein of 654 amino acids.
AUGAGUCAAGGAGUUUGCAAGAAAGUGUCAAGGACUGCCAAAGAAAUGCUUGAUCUUCCAGAUGAUAUUGUCAUUCAGUUCUUUUCUCACCUGAAUUAUCGAGAUCGGGCCUAUUUGGCAACAACUUGUUCGAGAUUGCGGCUUUUGGGAAGAUCUCAAUAUCUGUGGCAGUCGUUGGAUCUUCGAAUGCCCGAGUUUGAUGUGAAAGUAGCAAAGUUGUUUGCCUCUCGAUGUGCUGACUUGAGGAAAGUACAAUUUCAUGGGGGAAUAUCUGCCCAUGCAUUGAUAGAGCUCAAAGCUAGGGAGUUGAAGGAAAUCAGUGGCGAGAAUUGCAGUAAUAUCAGUGAUGAUACAUUAAAAUUGAUUGCGUCAAAUUACACAAAACUUGAGAGUCUUCAGCUAGGAUGGGAUAUCUUUGGAAGGGUCACCAGUGAUGCAAUAACAGAAGUUGCUGGCUGCUGCACCAAACUGCAAAAACUUCGACUCUCUGGAAUAGAAGAUAUUGGUGGUGUUGCUGUUAAUGCGCUGGCUAGAAAUUGCCCACACUUGACUGAAAUUGGUUUUAUCCACUGUCUUAAUGUGGACAUGAAGACUCUGGGGAAUGUGUUGUCACUCCGCUUCCUCUCAGUUGCUGGUUCAUCUAAUAUAGAUUGGCUAUCGGCUUCGAAGUACUUGAUUGGGUUGCCGAAUUUAAAAUGUCUAGAUGUUUCACGAACUAGUAUAUGCUAUGAUGCUUUAACUAGAUUGCUUUCGAGCUUGGAGAACUUAACGAUCUUGUGUGCUCUUGGUUGUCCAGUUCUUGAUCAUGAUCCUAGAACUGAUAAGCACAAGAGUAUCAAAGAUAAACUGUUACUUACCUUGUCCACGAACAUAUUUGAAGGUUUAUCUUCUCUUUUUGUCGAUACAACAAUGGAAGACAAAAAUAUAUUCUCCAGCUGGAGGAAAAUAACCAUGAAGAAUCAAAACUUAAAUGAGGUUAUGACGUGGCUGGAAUGGAUUCUUUCACAAUCGCUUCUAUGGUUUGCUAAAAGCAAUCAGGAAGGUAUGCAUCGUUAUUGGAGCAGCCAGGGUGUUGCACUGUUGCUUUGUUUAACACAAAGCACCCAAGCAGACAUUCAAGAAAUGGCUGUUGCAGCCCUUUCAUCUUUUGCAACUGCUGAUUAUGGAUAUGCUAGAGCCGUUGCUCAGGAAGGCGGCAUAUUACUCCUUCUGAACCUUGCGAAAUCUUGGAGGGAAGGGCUUCAGAUUAAAGCAGCAGUGGCAAUAAAAAAUCUGUCGUAUUGUCGCGAGGUUAAGCUAAUUGUGGAAGAAGUUGGCGGAAUAGAAAUUCUAGCAAAUUUGGCAAGAUCCAAGAACAGAUGGCUUGUCAAGGAGGCUGUUGCAGUUCUACGGAACCUUUCUACAGGGGAAAUACACAAGGAUGCAUAUGUCGGUGUGGUACAGGUGUUAGUUAAUGUAAUCAAAAAAUGGACCACUGAUGGUGAUGGAAUUCUAAAAUGUGCAGCUGGGGCACUGGCAAAUUUGGUUGCUGAUAAUAAGUAUAGUAUGCUGGUUGUUGAAGUAGGCGGUCUUACUGCUUUGGUUGGGCUUGCUCAAAUGUGCACCUGCAAAGGCGUGCAAAAGCAGGUUGCUCAGGCGUUGGCUAAUUUGGCUUCCCAUGGAGAUACAAAUGCUUGUAAUGCUGCUAUUGGAGAAGAGUUUGGAGCUGUUGAAGUGCUUGUGAAAUUUCUAUAUUCACCUUCUAAUGGAGUCAGAGAAGUAGCUGUUAUUGCAGUAUCCAAUUUAUGCUUUUAUGCCAGAAACCGAGAAGCAAUUGCAGCAGGUGGUGGUGUUGAUGCGCUGGUUUCUCUUGCGGAUACAUGCACAUAUGAUGCUCAAGCCUCUAAUGAUCUUCAGGAGAAGGUUGUUCGUGCACUCAGGGAAUUUUGUGUGUCAGAAUCAGAUAGGUAUGGGAGAUACUUCUGA